This is a messenger RNA of Knipowitschia caucasica, 318 nucleotides long. The record is from the annotation of a GenBank genome assembly. NCBI's taxonomy places the organism in Eukaryota, Metazoa, Chordata, Actinopteri, Gobiiformes, Gobiidae.
AUGACUCCGCCUGCUGCUCAGGAGGGACUGCAGAAGAACACAGAGGCCGGGAAGCUAACUCUGGCCCUACACCUACACAAACUGCAUGUUCUCCUCCCACUACAGGCUAACUCUGGCCCUACACCUACACAAACUGCAUGUUCUCCUCCCGCUGCAGCAUCACCCCAACCCUACAUCUACACAAACUGCAUGUUCUCCUCCCGCUACAGCAUCACCCCAACCCUACACCUACACAAACUGCAUGUUCUCCUCCCGCUACAGCAUCACCCCAACCCUACACCUACACAAACUGCAUGUUCUCCUCCCGCUACAGGCUAA